UCGCCGGUCAUGGGUGGCCUGGCCCGUGGGGGAGCCCUCACGCAACUGCCAACUGCAAGAACAGGGGCAGUGACGGAUCCAAGCCUCAACUUGAUAUCCUGCGAGAUCCCCAGCGAGAAUGAUGGGGUGUUGUACGGUUCGCCCGGUGCCCAACUUCCCCGUACGGGCGUUGACUUCCGCCACGUCCUCGACGGCCUGCAGUGAGAUCGGCGGCCUUGUCUACGCCUCGGCGUUGGCUGCGCACGUCGGUGUGCUACUGGCGCUGAUUCGCGAAGCCGGCAAGCUUCCCCCACCCACUUUUUCUGUCACCAAGUACUCAUCGCAUAUCUCGUCAUCCAGAAAAGUAAGAGAGAAGCGGAUUGAGAUGGAACGUGAUGUGGUCUGCAGAGGCGCGUCAGUGGUGGUGGUCGAUGAUGUUCUUACCAUGGGAAAUACGCUUUUUGCGGUGUUACAGCUCUUGCGCAAAGCUGGAGUCGAUGCGGAGGAUGUCGACGGCAUGGUCGUGGCCAAGUUCCCGUUUCAUCGUGGCCGAGACCUAUUGCGCCGCCUAGGCUUUGGAGGAAUCAAAAUUCAGAGUCUUUUAGUCUUGGGUGGUGCUUGAGAAAGAAAGAAGAGAAUCCUGGAUCGGUCAGUCGUCGACGGCGAAUAAGAACUAGCGCACGCCCUGGGCGGGACCAAUAUCACGAUUUCGCUUCUCUGCGAAAUUUUACAGGUUUUUCGGAAGGUGUACUUAUUCGCGUCAAUGAG
Messenger RNA from Emericellopsis atlantica, 747 nucleotides. Its product is annotated as phosphoribosyltransferase-like protein. The coding region runs from base 119 to 601 and encodes 160 amino acids. Gene Ontology annotation, cellular component: cytosol. Gene Ontology annotation, molecular function: adenine phosphoribosyltransferase activity. NCBI's taxonomy places the organism in Eukaryota, Fungi, Ascomycota, Sordariomycetes, Hypocreales, Bionectriaceae. The transcript has a single exon. The record is from RefSeq and is a predicted model, not a curated record.